Messenger RNA from Necator americanus (New World hookworm), 1383 nucleotides. RefSeq lists its product as uncharacterized. The coding region runs from base 1 to 1383 and encodes 460 amino acids. Gene Ontology annotation, molecular function: G protein-coupled receptor activity. NCBI's taxonomy places the organism in Eukaryota, Metazoa, Nematoda, Chromadorea, Rhabditida, Ancylostomatidae. Gene Ontology annotation, cellular component: plasma membrane. The record is from RefSeq and is a predicted model, not a curated record. The transcript is spliced from 12 exons. Gene Ontology annotation, biological process: G protein-coupled receptor signaling pathway.
AUGGAUGACGAAGGGAAUUUGAGCAGUGCUGUUCCGACUUUCGAACAAUGGAUGGCAUUUUACAAUGAUACUAAAGAAUUUGAACGAAAAAUUGGUAUCAUUAUACCAUCUAUUUUUGCAAUUAUAAUUGUGGUCGGAAUAGUCGGGAAUCUUCUGGUGGUGGUUGUGGCAUUGAACAGAGCGAUGAGGAACUCAACCAAUACGCUCAUCAUCGGCCUAGCAAUUUCCGAUCUGAUGUUUUUACUGCUUUGCGUACCAUUUACUGCGAUAGACUACGCUCUACCGGUAUGGAUUUUUCCAGAGUGGACAUGCAGUAUGAUUAAUUUCUUCCAGCACAUCUCUGCAUACUGCUCUGUUUGGACGUUGACAUUGAUGGCACUGGAUCGGUACCUUGCUGUCGUGUAUCCAGUCAACUCUUUAACACUACGAUCUCCAAAAAAUACUAUUAUAGCACUGGUUGUUGUCUAUACAAUCAUUGUAGCAACUCAGAUACCAGUUGGACUGAUGCACGGUAUCUACACCUACGAUUUUAUCGUUGAAGAACGAUCCACAUGUGCUAUAGUGAGCAUAGCUACAAACAAUGCCACCCUUACUUUUGUGCGAACAUACUUUAUUACGUUCAAUGUCUUCGGUUACAUAUUACCUCUUGGAAUUUCGGUUGUGUUGUAUUGGCGAAUGUUAAGACGACUCUGGGACACACCACGACCUGGACAAUCCAAUACGAUGAACGGUUCAAUACGAUCGCGGCCCGAAACAAGAAAGGCCAAACGAAAAGUUACUCGACUCGUCCUUUGCGUUCUUGUGAUAUGGGCUGUUUGCUGGUUGCCUUUAAACGUGUGUUUCUUCGUUUCUGGUCUUUCCUAUCCGGAAACGUUAGUUAUGAAGGGUGGUGUUAUAAUGGUCAUUGUUCAGAUAGCUAGUCAGGUCUUAGCAUAUACUAAUUCUUGCCUGAAUCCGAUUCUUUAUGCGUUGAUGUCGGAAAACUUUAGAAAAGGAUUUAUCCGGGUAAUAUGCACUAUUGGGAGAAAGCUGUCAAUGAACACGUGUUGUUUAGAAGACGACAAGCAAAUGCGAUUAGAAUUCACCACAUGUAACAACACGACAGUGACGACUUCAAUCCGACGAUUUCAAACGCCUGGAAAAGGAAAGGGAUUCAGUGAACGAUCAUUACUGCUCCGAGAUCGUGCUGACUCUAAACAGAAGAAAGCGUUUGAAAUGGCACAGAUGCUUAGAUGGCCCGUCUUCACUGGACGUGCGGGCCCCAGCAUCUCUUCCACUCGUUUCGUUCCCUCACCAUUGUCAUCCAAGAUGUUCUCAAGUUUCGUGAGUGACGUUGUCCUUGAGCCGUAUCCAGCUGAGCUCUCAGCUAGUCCAUCCGUGUAG